Molecule: messenger RNA, 411 nt
Organism: Phalaenopsis equestris
Lineage: Eukaryota; Viridiplantae; Streptophyta; Magnoliopsida; Asparagales; Orchidaceae
Product: receptor homology region, transmembrane domain- and RING domain-containing protein 4-like
Exons: 1
Source: RefSeq, a predicted model, not a curated record
UCCGAACUGGCACUAUGAAGCAAUCUCCAUCCUCGAUCUCGAGUCCCAAUUCUACCGCCGCACUCAUCUGCGCUAUCAUCCUCCUUAUCCUCCUCCGCCCAGCCACAGCCCUCGUCCGCCUCCAUGGCAGCUCCUUCUCUUUCACUUUCAUAGACGCACCCGCGCGCUUCGCCGUCCCCGUCGAUGGCUUCGGCGCUUGUGGUUCUCUUUACGUCGCCAAUACCCUGGACGCGUGCUCUGCACUGCGCACAAACUUCUCCGCUGAUCGCGUAGGCACAACCACAGGCGUUCGCUUUGUUCUCAUUGAGCGCGGCGGGUGCAGCUUCGACCGCAAGGUUAGGGUUGCGCAAGAUGCUGGCUUCCAGGCUGCAAUCAUCUUCGAUGAUCAGGACAUGGGUUACUUGUAUUCGA